GUUUUGACAUUUUACAUGUUGCGUAUACAUUGCUUCCAAAUGUGCAAUCUGGAUCAGAUCGGAAUUAAAACUGUUUUGACAUUUUUUUCACAAAUUUCAUUCGUGACACAAUUUACCUCCCUAAAUUUGAUCAUUUUGAUGACGUCAUUUUCCAUGUUGCGUUUACAUUGCUUGAUCUGAAACAGAUCUGAAUUUUAAUUUUUGUCCUGAAUUACAUCAUCUUUUAAUGAUGUCAUCAUUGUGCAGAUUCUCAUCAGAAUUUUAAAUUGCUUCCUAAUGUGCAAGCAGGAUCAGAUCUGGAUUAUAUUUGAUCUAAAAAAAAAAAAAGACACAUAAAACUCUUAAAUCCAUUGGUUUGUGACCUUUUGCAACAGCAUGAUGCAACACCAGAGCAUUUAUAUCAUAAUCCGUAUUGUCAGUCGUCGUCAUCAUCGACCAAGUGAACAAAGUGGCUAAGAAGGAAAUCAAGCCUGACCCGGAAAUACCGGUCUGAUGCUGCAAGAUUCAGUAUCGAUCCGAAGUUUUCAGGACUUCGAUCAAAGUGCGAAUUCUCGCCACCAUGCCGUGUUUUCAAGCAAAUUGUUAUGGCUGUCAGUAUCGACACUGGGGAGGGGGAGGGGGGGGCGCCUGUUAUUGAGACCUGUAUCGACCCGCCCGCUUGGAAGUCACUCCUGCCUCAGUGAGCUGCGGGAGUCCGCGCAGCACAGACUUGCAGAGUGGACCUCGUCGGGAACUCCACACUGGACCCGUUCGACACCCGCCACCGCUUUCCACUCGUCCUUAUCCCGGAGGAUUUUGCACCCGGGGAGGUGAACCGGCGGGAUUGUCGGGUCGGAUGAAGUCUCCCCAGUCGCGGGCAGCCGCUGAGCGGUCGGAGCCGAGUGCGUGAUCGACAUGUUGAGCGCGCGCACGGCGCAUUUGAGCCACGCGGAAUACCUGCAACCGCUCACGGCCGCCCCUGUCACCAUCGAGCUGGAUGCUAAGAAGAGUCCGCUGGCUCUGCUGGCCCAAACAUGCUCGCAGAUCGGAAAGGCGGACCCUCCGGCCUCCUCCAAGGAAAGCACUACUCGCUCUGGCUUGAAGCGGGGAGAACAGCGCCCCUCCUCGGCAUACGAGUGCAGUUUCAAGCCCUACCACAAAGGGGGCGGGGCUGCCUACAGAGGCGGUGGCAAUGAAGUGAGCAGGAGCAUCUUGUCGAAUGAUGUGGAAUUAAGGGUCCUCAGCAGCAUUCGCGGGAACACCGCCAAUGCGGCGUCCUACGCGGCCCACCCGUUCUCGCCGAGCUGCGGUGAGCAGGGAUCCAGUCAACAGUCGGGUGGCGUGCCGCCCAACCCGCUGGGCUACUCGCCAGAUAGCGAGCAUGAGACUGAAAGCCCGGGCAGCACGAGUAGCGGCUGUGGUGGGGGCGGUGGACAGUCCAAAAAAGACAUUGACGCAAGCAGGCCGACCUCGGAGGGUCCUCGCCUCGCCAACUCUGCCCACGCCCGAGCUAGCGCCAACUGCAUCACGGGCUCCGACAGUGACAAAGCAGAGUCCGGCCCGGGACGCCUUAGGCCAAUUUCUCCCUACAAGGCGGCUCACCCUCUCUUCCCCGUGCUCCCGUCUAACGUGGUCUACCAUGGCUCGGUGGUGGGCGCCCAUGCCGGCUACCCGUCUCCGUUGAUUCCCAAGCACCCCAUCUCCAGCCCUCUCACGGGGGCCUCGCCACCGUCUUUCAUGCAGGGCAUGUGCCGGGACCCCUACUGCCUCAGCUGCCCGAGUGUGCCCCACAUGAGCAGUAACCCCUGCAUCCACGAGCCCUCCAGCUUCAAGUCCAGCUUCCCAUUGGUGUAUGCCCCUCACCCGACGCACCCCCUCUAUUCCUGCAUACUCCCGAGCGACCUCCUCCCCCACACAUGCAACUGGGAGUCAGCCAGGGGUCCGUGCGACAAGCGCUUCACCGCCUCCAACGAGCUGCUGGCUCACCUCCGGGCGCACGCUGCACUUGCCGUCGAGGCGGACCCCAAGGCGCCGUCCUCGGGACCCGCUUUUUGUCACUUGCACCUGCCCCACAUGAGCAGUCCGGUAGGCUCUCUCCGAGCGCCGCACAGUCUGGCAUUCCCUCGCUAUCAACCCUACAGUAAUAAAGUCUAUUUGCCGCCUGGACCCUCUGCCGUCUCCUUGCACUCUCUGCCCGCCACAGGCCCAUACUACCCGCACUACGCGUUCUACAACCAAAGACUGGGACCCGCAUCCACUAUGGGCUACCAAUGACGCCUCCAUGUAGGGACUCUGCCACUUUUUUUUUCUGCCUCGUUGGCUAAUGAAAUCCAUGUAUACAACUUCAACACUUGGGCCCCCAAUGCAAUUGGAAUGUAACAGCAAAAAGUGAAAAUAAAUCCUUGUACUUUCACACCUUUUA
This is a messenger RNA of Phyllopteryx taeniolatus (common seadragon), 2401 nucleotides long. RefSeq names its product zinc finger protein 703-like. The transcript is spliced from 2 exons. The coding region runs from base 895 to 2253 and encodes 452 amino acids. Gene Ontology annotation, cellular component: nucleus. Gene Ontology annotation, biological process: negative regulation of DNA-templated transcription. The record is from RefSeq and is a predicted model, not a curated record. Lineage: Eukaryota; Metazoa; Chordata; Actinopteri; Syngnathiformes; Syngnathidae.